AGACCUACGACAGCAACACGGUUUGUGAUUAACCCAACAUGGAUCCCAGCAGAGUAUAAAAGCUCUGUUGGCUCCUUUGCUCUUUCUGCCUGGCACCUUCCAGCCCCCAUACAAUUUGGAAUCAUGAAGUGGGUAACAUUCAUUUCUUUUAUUGUCUUGGUAAGUUCUACUGCAUCAAAACACCUGCCCAGAAGGUCCCGGGAUGCAGGUCCAAGUGACACCAUUGGGCACAGUUACUCUGAAAUACCAGAUGAGGAUUUUCAAGGCAUCGCCCUUAUCGCAUUUGUGAACUAUGUGCCAAAUAUCACCUAUGAAGAUGCGGAGAAAAUGGUAAAUGACAUCACAGAGCUUGGAAAGAAAUGUUCAGCUGAUGGACACGCAGUCCCAGAAUGUGAAAAGUCUCUUAACAUUCUUAUCCCGGAAGAACUUUGUCAUGAACAAAGUGUUGCUGAACAUUAUGGAUAUUCUGAGUGUUGCAGUAAAGUUGAUCAUGAGAUACACGAAUGUUUGUUGUCCCAUCGAAAUGCAACUCCAGACUCCUUCCCCCCCUAUGAACGCCCAGAGCCUGAAGCGGCCUGCAAAGCAUUUCAGGAAAACAGACACAAAGUUCUAGGCGGAUUCCUCUUUGAGGUUGCCAGGAGGAACCGUGGUGCAAGUAUCCUCGUUCUUUUCCACACUGCGGCCAAGUAUGACGAGGUGCUGCAAGCCUGCUGCCAGGCAGAGGACAAGCCUGCCUGCUUCAAAGAAAAGGCACCACCUGUCAAAAAGCAAAUGAAGCAGUUUGUGAUGAUGGAGAAGCAGAACUGUUUCCUCCUGAAGAAGUUUGGACCAAAACCCGUGCACAAUUUGAAACUUGCUCUGGUAGCCCAGAAAUUCCCCAAAGCUGAGCAUUCUGUCCUGCACAACAUCACUCAAGAGAUUGUCCAUAUUCACGCAGAGCGGUGCAAAGGCGACAUCGUGGAGAGUCACUUGGAUAAGAUAGCCCUGGCCAAGUUCGCCUGUGGACACCAAGACAUUCUCUCUCCAAAAAUGAAAGGCUGCUGUGAGAAGAUGGUGCUGCAUCAGCCAUUCUGCCUUGUGAUGAUGGAGAAUGAUGACCUACCUGCAGAUCUGUCUCCAACCGUCCGGGAGUUUGUGGAUAACAAAGAGGAAGUGUGCCAGCACUACGUGGAGAAUCCUGGCGGCCACGUGGAACGGUUUCUGUACGAGUAUGCCCGGAGGCACCCAGAGUUGUCAGCUCAGUCUCUCCUAAGAAUCCAGAAGGGGUAUCACGAUUUGCUGGAGAAGUGCUGCCAGCCAGAGACCCCGGAGAACUGCCUCUUGGAAGGGGAACCUCUUCUCAGAAAACACGUUGCUGACACCAUGGACGUGAUAAGGACCAACUGUGAACUUUAUGCAAAAAUGGGAGACUAUGCGUUCCAAACUAUGCUUCUCGUCCACUACACCAAGAAAGCCCCGCAGCUGUCCUCUGAAGAACUGGUGCACUACACGAGCCAGCUGCUGGCCGUGGCUGCCAAGUGUUGCUCGCUUGGGGAGGACAAAAAGAUGACCUGUGCUGAGAGCCAUACGGUCACUGUGUUGGUAAAUAUCUGUAUGCGGCAUGGAGAACACCCCAUAAACAGCAAAAUCUGCCAGUGCUGCAGCAGCAGCUACGCUUUCUUGCGGGAGUGCUUCAGUGCCAUCGGCGUAGAUGACGGAUACUCUCCUGCCCCCUACAGCCCGGAAUUAUUCUCCUUCCAUGAAGAUCUAUGCACAGAUAACUCUGAUACGGAAACAACAAAGCGCAAGCUGCUUGUCAACUUGGUUAAAUGCAAGCCUAACAUCACAGCUGAACAACUGAAUACUACUCUCGCUGAUUUUAAUGGAGUAAAGGAUAAAUGUUGCCAAGCUGAAAAUCAUGAGCAGUGCUUUCAUGAAGAGGGUCCCAAACUGGUUGAACGGAGUCAAGCUGCUCUGAGCUGAAAAGUCCUGCAACAGUCGAAAGGUGCGAACCGAGUCCAGGAUACCCCACAUCAUGGCUUCCCUGUCAGGUGUCAACCUUGUGACUCAGAGGGCAUGAAAUGAUUCUUGCUGGAACCAUCUCUCAUGAUCUUUAAUAAAGCUUUGAAGCUAAA
Heteronotia binoei (common prickly gecko) is the source of this 2114-nucleotide messenger RNA. RefSeq names its product albumin-like. Lineage: Eukaryota; Metazoa; Chordata; Lepidosauria; Squamata; Gekkonidae. The record is from RefSeq and is a predicted model, not a curated record. Gene Ontology annotation, cellular component: blood microparticle; cytoplasm. Bases 124 to 1962 code for a protein of 612 amino acids. Gene Ontology annotation, biological process: transport. The transcript is spliced from 15 exons.